Sphaeroforma arctica JP610 is the source of this 2815-nucleotide messenger RNA. RefSeq lists its product as hypothetical. Gene Ontology annotation, cellular component: Cajal body. The record is from RefSeq and is a predicted model, not a curated record. Lineage: Eukaryota; Ichthyosporea; Ichthyophonida. Gene Ontology annotation, molecular function: U2 snRNA binding; U1 snRNA binding. The transcript has 4 exons. Gene Ontology annotation, biological process: spliceosomal snRNP assembly. Bases 26 to 2155 code for a protein of 709 amino acids.
AUCUCAGAACUAUUAGCUAGCCAAUAUGGACCAGCUUGUACCUCGGGAUGUGCGUGUGCGCUUACUUGGGAUAGUAAACAAUACACACAUCAAACAGUGGCACAUAGUCGAUACACAGCUGUACAACACAAUAAGCACGCUUGCAGCGUCUAUCUAUGCAGAUGUUGUUUCUCCUCAUAUCGCACACAGUACAUCAGCUCACGAGCCUCAGAAUAUAAAUACACGCGAUAGCCAAAACGGCAGCGCUACACCACGAUCGCAGUAUGUAACUCAACUGUAUCAGGGGGGACGAGGCACAGAUGCAGUGAUUAACGUACGCGUGUCCUUGUCGAUGGAUGGCUACUUGCUGCCACCUUAUCAGCCGACUACGUUACUACGUGACGGUGAUUUGGUGCAGUUUGAUAUCGUGCAAUUGCAGGGGCAACCUCACGAGCGAGACACACAACUACUAGGCACAGCAGAUACAGAAGCAGACACACACACACAAACGCUCCAUACGAUCAAAGGCCCGAGAAUUUCAGCGCAACACAAUACCUCACAGAACAAAGAGUGUACACCUGGGCUUCAAUUGGCACUCUCUACACUCAUCCCUUCAUUGGCUGUUGCGAGUAUUGGGCAUGCAAUGAGCGGAAGUGGCUCACAAAGCAUAGACACACAUGACAGUACCACCGUAGAUAGUGAACUAUUAGCUGGAGGUGAUCAAGCGGAUGCGUUGGAGAAGCUAAAGGGCAAACGCAAAAGGGGUCGCAAAAGGACAAAGUCAAACACGGCUAGCACUCAUACCGCUGAUAUGCCCUUAGCAGAAGGAACAAAGGCACUUACCAAUGGAACUACUACACCACACGUACGUAGUCCUGUUGAACAAAGUAUAGAGCAGGGAGUAAGUGCGGUUGAUAUGGUUAUGAAUGUGGUCAGUAGUACGAUAAACCAUACAGAAGGCGAGGGUACAAUUGACACAGAAGGAGGGAAUACCGAUGCGACUACCAACGAGGCCAGUGCUGGUACAGAAACGGCUGGGGACAACCCUACAGCAGGUGCUAAGAAGAGUCGAAGACGAAGCAGGAAGUCGAAGAAAGCCAGCAAAGCAGUUGACGGGGAUGAAGCGGCGAGUAUUGGCGAGAGUGCUGCGGUUGGUAGUGAGAUGAAGGAUGAUGCGAUACCAAAAAGUAAACAAUUGGAGGUAGCCACGAGUACUUCUGUUGAGCUGUUUGAUACAGAGAAGAAAGAUAAAGCGAGCAAGGGUGUGUGUAGUACUGCUGCAGUGCCUGGUGUAGAUGUGGCAGUGAGUAGUGUAGAAGCGACGGAGUGUAAUAGCGAGGGGACGCAGGAGAAGAAGUCCAAGAAGCGGAAACGCAGCAGUAAGAGAAGUCACAAGACCAAGAAGGCACGACCCGAAGCCACAGAGGAUACUCUGGCAAGCGAUCAACCAGCGAUUAACACAUCCAACGAGACGGGAGCGAAUCAGAACACACAACACGAUAUAGACAUGCGUGGGUCUGAUGAAGCGCCCCACACACGCUUCACGGCAGCAACACAGGGCGUAUCUAGUAAUAAGGAGGUCGCUGUAACUACGAAGGAGGUUGGGUUGGAGGGAAGCAUGUCCAGUGAUACAAGCAAAGAAAACACGCAGUACUCGUCAUUGCGUUCGAGCAAAGGGACGAUCGGUGGGGUGAGCGGUACGGUGAUCCCGGUUGUGACUACGGAAAUACCGGUAUCGACAGCAGCAACAAGUAGGGGUGGGGUAUGGGAUAACACUGCUGAUGCUGGUGAGAGUGGUGUGCAUAAGAAGCCGAGAGUCGUCUACGACAAACUGCCUGCAUUAGAAGGAAAACCACGCAAAGGGGAUGUUUUGGUGUUCAAGAUGAUGGAGAUGGAUGCUAACUAUUGUCCAGGACUAUCCAAAUUCAAGGAGGGAACAGUAUCCGAAUACGAUGUUGCCAGCGAUACAGCAGUGCUGAAGUUGCGUAACCAUGGCAACAAGAACAAGCACAUUAACCCGUAUGCCGACCCCGACAAUUGGUACUACCACUCCGAUGAACCAAGAGAUCGAUUUGACAUGGGUGACGAGUUUGCUGUUGAUGGUGUUGUGGAAGGCAUGGAAGAUGAGAUUAUAACCACGAUGGCCGCUCUAAUGGAUGUGCGGCUCAUCUCGUGACGCACUCACCCUCGAUGUACCACAAGGGAAAUCACACUCUACUGACUGGUAAUCAUGAGAAGCUCAAUGUCGCAACUAGGGGUGUUACACUGUAGUAAGCCGAGGAUGGGAGUACCCACCGUCUUUGACCUGCCAACAGAAGACAAAGACACUAUACUCCCCAGUACAAACAACCGAGAGUAUGACACUAGCAAAUCUAAAUGCGAGACUUGUAGCGUCCCUAACUUAUGGCUGUCAGCCCAAACGUACGAGAUCAGAAGACGUCAACCUAAGCUUUGAAUCCGCAAGUGCUGUACUCGCAGGACUGCUAUCCAUAUUCACCUUAGGUUUAAGGUUUGCUUACCCACUCUCGAGGCUCACCUGGUUCGACAAAAGUAAAGCCGAAGAACGGACUUGCCGGGGACCCAAACACUGAUCAAUCGGGAUUUAGUCGCACCAUUUGUGCACCCAUAAUUCAGACUCGAAUUGUGAUGUUCUAUAGCUACUACGCAGAUAGGCGCUACGGACAAGGGGUUAUAUAGUCUAUAAGUUGAGCUCGAUUCGGCGAUAAGUUGAGGUCUGUUCAUUUUAACCGGCACGUCUAAGCCGCCAUUGUAUGUCACCAUGCAUGUUGUACCACAGCAGAGAAGGUGCAGGCAAGGUGAGGUAUCGCAAUUGUAU